Messenger RNA from Alternaria alternata, 4557 nucleotides. RefSeq lists its product as hypothetical. NCBI's taxonomy places the organism in Eukaryota, Fungi, Ascomycota, Dothideomycetes, Pleosporales, Pleosporaceae. The coding region runs from base 1 to 4557 and encodes 1518 amino acids. The record is from RefSeq and is a predicted model, not a curated record. Gene Ontology annotation, molecular function: protein binding. The transcript has 2 exons.
AUGUCUAAGAUUCCCGCGCCGGCUGUCGAGGCUGGGCCUGAGGUGCCAGAGGUCGAAACUGAGCAUCUUGGCUUCAAAGUCCUCAACCAAGGCAAACAAGGCCCCAAGAAGGUCAAGAUCCUGCCCCAGCCAUGGCCCACCGACAAUCUGCCUCCCGCUUCCGCCAACCUGCUCUCUGUCGCCUCCAAACCCGGUCUUCUCGCUGCCGCCGGCCCCAACGCCCUCGUCAUCACAUCCACAGACACCUUGCGCAAAGCUUUCCAGAACAAGACCAUCGCCGAUGCCAUCGAGCAACCUGAUGAUCCGCGCCUCGAAAACCGCGACAUUGAUGUAGUGGCAGAUUACACACCUGACAUCAACAUCUCCACUUCCAACCUACGCCAUGUCGCAUUCUCCGCCGAUGGAGACUUUUUGGUUACGUCCGAUGAAGCUGAGGGCGGCGUGGUUAUCUACGGUGUUGCGGAUGUUGUCAGCCGAGGCAAGAGAGAUGCAGACAACAAAUUGGCAACCGACACGACUAUUCGAGCACUCCUACCGAAUCCCUCUCCUGAUUUUGAACAGUACUUCGCUAUUGUCCUCGAUUCCGGCAAGCUCGAGAUAUGCGACGUGGGAAGCGGCGCCAAAAGGACGAUCCUAGAGCACGAUGUCAACUGCGCCGCUUGGAGCGCGCGCGGAAAGGCUGUCGUCUCUGGCUCCACUGACGGCACCUGCGCUAUACACAUGGCCAAUGGAGAGCUCAAGGGCGUCAUUCCUCGGCCUCCGGACGUGGAUGAAAGCCACGAGGCGACGGGCGUGUCAUGGUUGAAAACUGCAGAGUUCCUGGUUGUGUACUCCGUCAAGAACCAAGACCAGGACAGCCCCGAGCCCAAGAAGUACAGCGUCAUACAAUCUACCAAAGACUGGAGGUCUUUCACAUAUCAUUCUCUGGCCUGGGAUCCUCUUCCCGAAGCAUUCGAACCUCCACGCCGCCAACUCCCUGCACGCAUCUCGUCCACGCGCCUACAAAACUGGAAGCCCGAUCUCGACGACAUGCUCAUCAUCACCUCCUCCCAUGCAGAUUCCAUUGCGAUCUUGGCCUCGACCAGCAGCAAGAUCUCUCCACAUCAGGAGAAUUGCAACGAGCUCAUGCUUGUCAGUGUCGACGACACCAAAAAGGCUCAGGUACCGCGAACGGCUUAUGGAGAGGACGAACUCGAUAGCGUCUUCAUUGGUGAGGCACUGGAUCUGUCUAGCAAGGAGAAAAUACUGCGUCCUAUCCCUGCCUUGGAAGAGAUCAACGAGGCGCCGUGGCCAUUGCCUGCAUACAUGGCUCUUACUCACGAAGGUCUUCUUUCAGCCUGGUGGGUUGUCUGGAACAAGUCUAUCGAGGCUGGCGAACGCUACCCUGGUCUCAUUUUCAACAGCGAAGCUACCAAACAUUCAUCAUCGUCAACUCCAAGGGCUUCUACUCCUGCGUCAAAACUUCCCAUCGCUACCUCUACCCCCUUCAGCAAGUCCGUGGGAACACCCGCAACUCCAGGAACGUCGGGCAUUCCCGCAUUUGGUGGCAACACCGGAAAUGGCUUCAGUACACCAACUCCCGCUCUGAUGAAGCCCACACCACCUGGCUUCGGAACGCCUGGAUUCGGCACUGCUGCUACGAGUCUACCUGCCCCAACGUUCGGUAAGCCUGCACAACCUGCAUUCGGCGCCCCGUCUUCAAUCGGUAAGCCUUCUCAGCCAACUUUUGGUGCAUCUUCUCAACCUGCCUUCGGUGCUGCCUCGUCAUUUGGUAAGCCUUCUCAGUCGGCUUUUGGAACACCGUCCGCUGUGGGUGCUGGUAGUGGCUCCGGUUUUGGAGCAGCGGGCGGAAUGGGAAACAAAGCAUCACCAUGGGGAGCACCUGCACAAUCUUCAGAAUCCAAGUCCAACCCCUUUUCGGCUGCUGCUGGUGGCUCAUCUGGCUUUGCCAAGUUUGGAGGUGCUGGAGGAUCGAGUUCCUUCUCGAGCUUUGGAAGCAACAAUUCCGCGCAAACAGGCUCAGGUUUUGCAUCGCUUGGACAAGGGCAACAAAAGUCAGGCUUUGGGGGUCUGAAGACGGAGCCAAGCUUUGGCUCUACUGUGACUGUUGGCUCUAAUACUGGAUCUUCACUACCCUCCUGGGCAAACACACCUGCACAGCAGAGCAGCUCAAUCUUUGGACAACCAGAAAAGUCUUCGUUCAACACAGCCUCAUUCGAGUCUAAGGCAUCUGAUAACAGCGACGCGAAUACCGACCGAAAGAGGGAUGAGGCUACACCCACCCCACAAGCUCCAGCAUCACAAGGCCUCUUUGGCCUUGCAGGUGGCUUCAAGCUCGGCACCACCUUUGCUAGUGACGGCACGGCUAAGGACGAUCCAGCGAAGCCUGCGGCUCCUGCCAACGGUUCAUUCUUCGGUAGUGACUUUUCCAACAUGCUAGGAAAGACAGAUAUGAAGCCGCCAGCUACCCCCGCGAGUGAAGCUCCUCCAAAUUACGUCUCAACCACUCCGGCAUCGCCACCAAAGUCGAAGCCACUAUUCCCCAGCGAUACUCCUGCAAGAGAGAGCGCGACCCCCAAAGCAGCACCGCCUGCACAAGAGGCCGCCACCCCUGCGGAUGACGCACCUUUACCGCCAGAUUUUACCAAGGCUAAACCAUCCAAGGUUGACGACGCGCCUCUACCUCCGGACUUCAUCAACACGAAGCUACCGAAGUCGACUAGCGACGAUCUGCCUCCUCUUGCUGGCAGUCCUGGUGUUGAAGUAGAAGCACCCAGUUCUUCCGUCGAUGUAUCCCCUAUUGACAACGAAGAUGAGGAUGACCACGAUGAUGACGACAAUGAGGAGAGCGACGAGGAUGAAGAUGGGGACGAGCAAGACUCUUUUGACGAGGAUGAGGAUGAGGAUGAGGAUGACGUUGAAGAAGUCGAUGAAACAUAUCCACCAAACAACGCGUCAAAGUCGCAGCCUACGAAGCCGUCUGGCUUUAGCUUGCAGGAAAGGAUGGAUCAGUCAAAGAGCUUCUUCCCUCCUGCACCGACUCCUCCUACCAUGAAAUCCGGCGCCACAUCCCAGUCUGGUAGCAGCGCUUCACUUGCCCAGCCCUCCUUGUUUUCACAGCCUUCUAGACCCGCUGUUAGCCAGCCAUCGUUUGGAGGCUCAUCGCUGUUUGGGCAACAACCAGCCAAGGGUCCCAAGCCCGCAGUGCCUGCCAAACCGAAUUUCCCACCCCCAGCGAACCGCGCCCAAGACCUUCGCUCGCCUAGUCCAGCUCGUUCAAGCUCAGCGUCUCGUCCUCGAAGAGAACCUCUGGUCGCACCGGGUGCUUCAUUAAGCUCAUCUAUGCUUGGGUCUAAACCACCGACGCCACAACCACAGUUCUCCGAUCUUGAAGAUGAAGAAGAUGAGCGGAUGCGGGCACAGCUUUCGCAGCCGAUCGAACCCAGCCGGAACCUGGAGGAGUUUGUCGCAUACCAGAAUUACAGUGGUGGCAAAUCACCUAGCAAGACCGGCCACGCCGCUCAGAUCGAGUUGAUCUACAAGGACAUCAACGGCAUGGUGGACGCGCUUGGCUGGAACGCGCGAUCUAUCAAGUCAUUCACACAAUAUCACCUACAGCCUCGGUCCGACCACACAAUCGGUCGACGUAUGCUGGAUGAUGUCCAAGACGAAGGAGCUCAUGGCUCUUGGUUCGAGGAGUUCACCCUGUGUGAGAUCCAAGCCUUACGUUCUCUCGAAGAUGAGCUUGAGCGAGAGCUUGAUGCUGGACGAGUACAAGACGUGCUCUUCAAGCUUACACAACUCGCCCGCUUACUUCACGACAAAGCCAAGCUGAUGACUCGUCUUAACGAUAUCCGCCGCCAGAUCAUCAAUCGCAAAGACCCCGAGAAGGCAGAAGCACUCCGUAAGGCGCCGUUGCCGAAGGAGCUUGCGGACGGGCAGAAAGCCCUGCGUAACGAUUAUGCCCAGUUGUUGACAUCGCUACGUAAGGCUGAAGACGCCGUCGCAGUUUUGCGCUCACGUCUAGCUUCGCACAACGCCCAGAACGGCAGCACAAAGGCGGUGCCAUCUAUGGAAGCUGUGAAGAAGACAGUCCUUCGACUGGCCAGCCUAGCUGAGCAGAAGAACAACGAUAUCCUCGUCCUUGAGGCACAGAUGCGCAAGAUCGGCCUCGCAGACUCCAGCCGUCCUUCCUCAUCCUCCUCACGCAACGCCGGCACACCCCGACGAUCACGCGGCACAGAUCUGCGCCGCAGCAUUGCCGACACACCAUAUGCUACGCCACCUACCAACCGUAACAAGAUGAGCUUGAGCGAGCUGAAUCGUCGUGCUCUGACCCCAGACGUUGAGGCUACCCCUACACCCAGCAAGGGCUAUGGCUUGUUCUACACGCCCGAAGGCAGCCCGACAACAGGCAAAGAAAUUGCACGUCUAAGCGACCUGGUUGACGACAACAUCGACAGCUUGCGACAGACUGCCAGGACGAGGAAACAGGUUGCCAAGGGUCUCAAAGAUGCGCUUCUCGAUCGUGGAAUCAAGGUUACUAAGGUUAAUUGA